UGAAAUUGAAUAUACUUUUCCCUUCCUAAUGACAUAAAACCAUAAUAGAGUGAUGAUGAAUGAAUCUAACAAAAACCAAACACGUACACCUUCUGUUCCCUAUUGACACAAGCAAUCUAAUGAAAGAAAGUUGCUAUAACCAAACCAACCAAUAGAAUUCUAUCAUAUGGGUCCCAUCACUAUCCCAUACCAAUAAAAGUGCUUUCUAAUAUAAACCAACACAUAACCAAUAAAACAAAACCAAAAAUAUUUUUUAUCCAAAAAAAGAGUAAAAGCAACCAACUUGUGUUGUGUGAUCAUCAUCAAAAACAAAAGAGUAAAAGCAACUCCAAAAUUCUUGCUUGUCAAAAACCAUUGAAUCAAAUUUGAAAACAAUCAAACCAUGUUUGAAAGUUUUCAUUUUUAUUGUUGAAUUGUUGAAUAAAUAAAGAAAAAGAAAAAAAGAAACAAACUUUACUAUAGUAUAGUGAUGAAGUGGUAGUGAACAAAGAUAGCUAGAGAGAGAGAGAGAUUCAUAUGAAGAGAAACGUAUAUUGUGGAAGAAAGAGUCAACCUGGGAAAGCCUGGAGAGUUUUUGUUGGAUGGUAUAUUGGAUUGCAUCCAUGAAAUCACAGUUGCACUUUCCUUUCCCAAUAGAAUGAGUGAUUCUCUUUACAAAGUUGAAACAACACCUCGUCUUGCUCAAUGGAGAAUCGAAAAUUUGGCUUCUUGCACUUAUCGCAAAUCAGAUCCUUUCAAGAUUGGAAACUGGAAUUGGUAUUUGUCGGUGGAGAAGCAUAAGGUUGUGUUUGUUAAAUUGUUUCCUGAAAUAUCCAAUGUAACAAGAGACAAUCCUCCAAUUGCAUCUUUUAUCAUGCGUGUGGUUAGUUCUGCUUUUGGAGAUCGAAAAGCUAUCAAUCAUCCAGAGAUAAAGGACAAAGUGAUCAAGAGCAAUGAGGAUUUUGUUUGGACACUUGAGGUUCCAUUGUCUGGAAAAUUCAUUAUUGAUGUUGAUUUCCUUGAUUUGAAGAUUGCAUCCCCAGAUGGUGGAGAACCUUGCUCCAUAUGGGGUGGUGAAGGAUUUACUCAAGAGAGAUCAAAUGCAAGAGCUUUAGGGUCUCUUGGUAUAAUGCUUAGAGAAAGCAUUCACACUGAUAUCACCAUCAAUACCUCUGAUGGAAGUAUAGGAGUUCAUAGAGCUGUUCUUUCGUCCCGGUCACCUGUCUUCCGGAGCAUGUUUUCGCAUGAUCUUAAGGAGAAAGAGUUGUCAACCAUAAACAUCACAGACAUGACCAUUGAAACAUGCCAAGCUUUUUUCAAUUAUCUUUACGGGAUCAUCAAAAACGAAGAAUUUCUGACACAUAGGCUGGCCCUUCUGCAUGCAGCCGAUAAGUACGAUAUAUCUGACUUGAGAGAAGCCAUCCAUGAGAGUCUGCUAGAAGAUAUUGAUACUAAAAAUGUACUUGAGAGGCUCCAAAAUGCAUCACUAUAUCGGUUGACGAAACUGAAGACGAGUUGUAUUCAGUACCUUGUUAAAUUUGGUAAAAUAUUUGAAAUUCGGGAUGAUUUCAAUACUUUCCUCCAAAAUGCGGAUAGGGAUCUCAUUACUGAAGUCUUCGGGGAAAUUAUUGGUGUCUGGAAAGGAUAUUGAAGAUCUUGCAACUUCAAAGAAAGAAAAAGAAGGCUUGGUCUUAUUUAAUACUCCCUCCGGUCCUUUUUAGAUUCAUUAAAUAAUUGAUGUAUUUGGUUUAUAAUAUAGACCACAUACAUCGGUUAUUCGACGAACGUAAAAAGUAAGUUGUUUCUUAUAAAAAGGGCCGGAGGUAGUAUGCACUAUAAAUAGAUUAUUUGAAUUUGUUGUGAAGGAUUUGCUUUGAUGAACUUAAUUCUUUUGCUCAAUUGUUAUUUCUUUUAUGAUUUCCUUGUACAUAUAUAUGUCAUGCUUUUCAUUAUAGUAAACCACAAGGUAGUAGCAUUGUUUACAUAAACCAUGUAUAUUGAACAAAAACAAGACUACAUAUAUUUGUGAAUUCAAAUGAUUUAUGAA
Molecule: messenger RNA, 2026 nt
Organism: Trifolium pratense (red clover)
Lineage: Eukaryota; Viridiplantae; Streptophyta; Magnoliopsida; Fabales; Fabaceae
Product: BTB/POZ domain-containing protein At1g55760
Exons: 4
Coding region: 638-1630 (330 amino acids)
Molecular function (GO): protein binding
Source: RefSeq, a predicted model, not a curated record